UUUCAGAGUACGAACAGGAAGGAAGGCGGCUGUAUGACGUCACCGUGCUGUGGAGUUGUUGUGUGUUUAUCGACACAACACUACAAUCCUAUAUUACGAAGCUGAUUGUUCCUAUGGAGUGACUGGCAGGUACAGAUGCCCAUCUCCAGGACAGACGUGUGCCUCGCAUGCGGCUCCCAGGCGUGAAGACUGUGUAAACCGAUGGAGGUGAUGGAAAGUCCUCUGAAUCUCGCUCAUCAACAGAGCAGGAAGGCAGACCGCUUGUUGGCAGCUGGGAAGUAUGAAGAAGCCAUCGCUUGCCAUAGAAAAGCUGAAGAUUUGCUAUAUGAAGCCAUGAAGCUGACGCAGUCUGAACAGGCUCACCUGUCACUGGAAUUACAAAGGGACAGUCAUAUCAGACAGCAGCGACUGAUUGAAGAGAAGUGGAAACGGGCCAAAAGAGAAGGGAAGAGAGUCCAUCAUCACAGCCUAACCCCAGCAGACAGAGAUGUAGCUGCAUAUCCCCUGUGUUCUCCACAAAAACCCUCCUUGACAGAAAUGGACGGUGGCCACAGAGCCCUGGGCUCAGCUCUGGAGCGGUUCGGACCUGUGGAGCGUGAGUACGACACUUGGCUGUACUUACUCAAGAACAAAGGGGCUGCUUUGGAGACCUGCACAGGGAGCAAAGCCCUCAAGGAUGACAAGACUAGACUAGAAGAACAAGAGACUGCCAUUGCCGACCUGAAAAAGCUGGUUGACUUCCUUCUAGCUGAAAACGAGAAAGUUACACAGGAAAACCAGCAGCUCAAAGCUGAAAAUGCAAGGCUGAAAAAAGCCCCGCUAGAAAAGGAGCCCUAUGCAGAUGCUGACUUUGUAGAGAAAUCUGAGCUGUGGGGACUGCCUCAGCACUCCAAUGAUAGGAAGGCAAAGGACAUUCCAGUACCUAAUCUUCCUCCUUUAGAAAUGCCCACUCAAGACAUUUCACUGGAUGAUCUCCCUGCUUUAGAGCUUCCGGAAGACAUUCAGGCUGAACUUCAAGAGCUAAUGAACAUGAAGAGUGCCAGUGACAAACUGUAGCACAGUAAAGACAAAAGAAAAAGGGAGUUUGGUGCUCACAAGGCUGGUAUAUGAGGAAAAAAAACAACCCCAUUGCAGGAUGCGUUCAGUGGCUACCCUGCAGAUAGUGUGACACUGUCAAGCAUAAUUUUUACAGUACUCUAUUAAUUUAAUACUCUAAAUUUACUGCAGCUGUACUGGUUAAAAUAUUAGGGGCCAUGCCUUAUGCUAAAAAAAAAAAAAUGCUUGUGUGGCUGUCUUGUAAUGUCCUAAAAAUUGAAAUAAAAAAAAUCUUCAGCUUCUGAAGAAUCCUAUAUGUGAACCCCAAGCUGACAUUCCAUCGCACUUGCACUGGGUGAAACCUGGAGUCUCAUUAUACCCUUGUCCUGUGAAAGCAUAGCUCCCUACUAAUGUUCUAAGAAAAUGAAAAGGUGUGCUUUUUGUACACAAAGGUUUAUGUGCAUGUUCGGGGAGCAGAAGUAGAAGGGUUGUGGGUGGGGGUAGUAAAAGAAGAGUUUCUGUUUCUGAUAUAUUCCUUUUACUUCUUUCUAAAUAUAUUGGUUGCUACAUUUACACAAAUGCAUCAGUGACACAGAUUGGUUAUGCCACGUAAUUAAAUGGGGUAACGAAUUUGUAGUAAGCCCCUGCGUGAUGCUGAGCUAUAGUAAUCUCUUAACCAUUUGCGGUCCAAUUUAUUUUCACACAAGCUGUUUACUUUACACACGCUGUUUAAUAGUAAUUUUAUUCACAGUAAAACAGGUUUAAGGCACUGCAUAUCAACUGGACACUCAGUACUGAAUCUCCAGCCCUGCCCCACUCCUUGUUCGCUGUAUUUAUCACAUAUCUCUUCAUAGUAGUGCAUACUGAUAAAUCAUCUCCUGAUCACUCAUUUUAUCACCAAACUCCUCAAUAAUGCUAUCCAAGUCAUUAUUUUAUUACUAUAACAUCUCAAAAAGCUUGGCAAAUGUCUGCGAUAUUCUUUGAGCGCUGGAUGCGGAAGCAGCUGUCUUGUUUGUUUAUGUCCGUGUUAUGUCUGUGGUGAAGGGACUAUGCGUAUUGCUCAGAUCCGCCUCAGUUUUUUAUUUUUCCGGCCUCACUCAGCCAUUGAAAGCUUUUCUCGGCUUUUUCCUGAGAAAAAAACGACUAGGGACCUGUGUUUGACGUCUUUUUGAUUAUGUUGGACGGGGUCAGUCGUCAGACCGGAAAGGAAAAAUUGUAAUGUUGGACGUGGUCCGACAGAGGACCGCAAAGUUGGCAUAUAUUCAUGAGGUGGUCUUGCUUUGGUCUAAAUAAACAGUUUGAGGACCCAACAACUAACUUGAUGUACUGUAAUUUAAAUUAAAAUAUUCUAAUAACCCAUGCUGCAAUAAAAGCCCUUUUAUACUGUGAUAUGUAAAAGUAGCCUUGGGCCCUUUGAAUGCCUGGUUUAAAAUACAGAAGCAUAGUAGCGUUCUUUACUUUAAAAUAAUAAUUUGUAUCCCCUGCUGAGGAUUCUUCUCCCCAGCUAAACGAUAUUGUGGAGCUGGGCAUCCAUUCAUAUGUCACGCUUAAGAGUUUUGCUAGCGAAUUCAGAUAACCUUUUAUUCAGUUGUAAAAAUUGCUAGUAGCACUCUUUAGCACUUUAUACGUUGUUGAUCGUAUCAGAAUAUUGGGGUAAAUGAAGGCCGUCUGUCUGCAUGUCACACAUUUUUACAUAUAUCAAGCGCAUACUCAUUUGUUACGACAGUUGGUUUGGACAUUAUUUUGCACAAGUAGCACAAACAGUUUACAUUACAUUUAUACAUUUGCAUUGCAUACAGUGGAUGUACAGUAGGUGAAGGUGAUCCACUUUUUCAUGUUACUGAGGGCUCUGAUUUUGUAUUUACAGUUCGGUGGGGUUGUGAUAAUAAUAAUGAAUCCUGUGGCAUUGGUGAAAAUCUAGCUAAGAUCAAUAGCAGCAAGUUAUAAGCCUUUCUGUCAAUACUGCAAGUUACUGUCUUGUAUGAAAAGUGUAUCCAGUACCUCAUGUGUGAUUAACUAUAUAUAUAUAUAUAUAUAUAUAUAUAUAUAUAUAUAUAUAUAUAUAUAGUUAGACACACUCACUUUGGUUUUUUUUUUGGUCACUAAGUUAAUUUGUACUGUAAUCAGUCAGCUACUGAACACAUAAGUAAUGUUUAUAUCACACAAACCUACUCUUUCAGGUAACUGCAUUUUAAUAUGCAUAAUCAUCCAGAAGUACAACUGUAUCAGGGUGCAUUUCUAAUUGUAAGCACUAACCUGGAUUGAUCAACUUGUGCCACAUAUUUGAGCUCUUAAUGUGAUGCAACUUAUUGAGCCCGUUGUAUGAAUGGCUUAUAUUUAUGUUUUAUAAAGAGGGAACCAAAUCAGCAAUGUUUUUAUGAUUGGUUUACAUAACAAAGUAAUCAGGGUACAUCAUAUAUAUAUAUAUAUAUAUAUAUAUAUAUAUAUAUAUAUAUAUAUAUAUUAGUAUUAUUGCUUGAUGUAAAUCUAAAAAAAAUCUGUGUGCUAUAAAUUCUUAAAAAAAAAAAAUGUAUCUUGUUUCGGUGCAUGAAUGAAUAAAUGCUAGUUGUAAGUAUAUGAUCUUUAAGAAUACAAUAAAGACAAUUUAUUUAAA
This is a messenger RNA of Acipenser ruthenus (sterlet), 3649 nucleotides long. Its product is annotated as nuclear receptor-binding factor 2-like. Gene Ontology annotation, biological process: autophagy. NCBI's taxonomy places the organism in Eukaryota, Metazoa, Chordata, Actinopteri, Acipenseriformes, Acipenseridae. The record is from RefSeq and is a predicted model, not a curated record. The coding region runs from base 202 to 1056 and encodes 284 amino acids. The transcript is spliced from 4 exons.